Peniophora sp. CBMAI 1063 is the source of this 2949-nucleotide messenger RNA. Lineage: Eukaryota; Fungi; Basidiomycota; Agaricomycetes; Russulales; Peniophoraceae. The record is from the annotation of a GenBank genome assembly.
AUGCCCCCUCCAGGAAAGAAGUCCAGUAGUCAAACGUCUGGAAAGGAUAUCCGCGCAUUCUUUGGAGGCGGAGGAAAGUCACAGUCCACGACUGCGUCAACGACUCCGGCAAGCUCGCAGAAGUCAAAAGCGACUAUAGAGAUACUUGACACAGAUGAGGAGGACAGCGCUCCGGUGAAAGCAACUAAGCCUACUAAGCCUCCAUCCCCAAAGAAGCCCAAGACACAGUCGCAACCGUUGAAGCGUAAGGGCUCAACCCUAUCCUCUGACGAAGACGAAGCGCCGAAGCCCUCACGGCUCACGAAGUCGCAUCCUGAACCGCCUGCGAAGCGCAGAAAGUCUGUGAUAUCAGACGAAGACUCGGAUAUCGCGGAAGUUGUCCCUUCUAAGAAGGCCGCUUCUUCCUCUACCAAAGCUACACCGUCCAAGUCGACUCCGAAGGCUAAACCCCGCGCUUCGACGUCUUCCGCUCCUGCUCCGAAACGGCGCAAGAAAGACGAGGGAGUUUAUGAGGAGGAGGAGGAGGAGUCGAGCGAGGACGAGUAUAUGGAGGUUGAGGAGGAUGAGCCCAAGAAGAAGACGCCGGCGAAGACGUCUGCUAAGGUCAAGAAGGAGACACCUGCAUCGAAGGCGUCGACAAAUGCAUCUGCUGCCAAGAAAUCAACACCAGCUAAGGUAAAGACCGAGAAGGAGGGCGAAAAGAAGAAGCCUGCCUGGAUCGCCGCAAAGGCCGCCAAGUUAGCAGGUCCUGCUGCUCCCGGGUCGAAGGAUAUACCUAUAGGCGAAGACAACUGUCUUGCCGGCCUCACGUUCGUCUUCACCGGCCAGCUUACCAGCCUAGCUCGCGAAGAGGCGAUUGACCUAGCGAAACGAUACGGAGGACGCGUUACUGGCCAACCUUCGUCCAAGACGUCGUACGUUGUACUCGGCGAGGACGCCGGUCCUUCGAAGCUCGCCGCGAUCAAGAAGAACGGAUUGAAGUCUAUCAAUGAGGACGAGUUCUUGAACUUGAUAGCGACGCGCGGCGGACCUGUCGAGGACGACGAGAAGACCAGAAAGAAGAAAGAGAAGGAACGCAAGGAGAUGGAGAAGACUGUGAAGGAAAUGGAGGCUCGCGAGAAGGAGGCUGUUAAGGCGUCAAAAGGCAAAGCGCCCGAGGGCGCAGCGAAAGUCGUCGGUGCGAAUAAAGUGGAUCCAACGACUCAACUGUGGACAGACCGAUAUGCGCCGACAUCUCUCAAGGAGAUCUGUGGCAAUAAGGGCCAGGUUGAGAAGAUUAUCAUGUGGCUCAACAACUGGGAUGCUAGUAUGAAAUCCGGAUUCAAGCGCCCAAACAAGGACGGUUCUGGCGUCUUUCGCGGCCUCCUUGUCUCCGGACCUCCCGGUAUUGGCAAAACAACAAGCGCACAUCUAUGCGCCAAGAUGGCCGGUUACACACCCAUCGAAUUGAAUGCCAGUGACGCUCGUAGCAAAAAGCUUGUCGAGAAUAGCACGAACAUUGCCAACACCUCUCUCGAUGGCUGGAUGGGCGGAGGAGAGGCUACAAACGUCGCUGGAAUUGCUAUUACCAACAAAUCCUGCCUCAUCAUGGAUGAAGUUGAUGGCAUGUCUGCCGGCGACCGUGGUGGCGUAGGUGCGCUUGCAGCCCUCAUACGCAAGACUAAGAUCCCCAUCAUCUGCAUCGCCAAUGACGCCGGUACUCCUAAGAUGAAACCGCUUGUCAACGCGACCUUCAAAAUGACGUUCAAGCGACCUCAAGCCACUGAGGUUCGGUCGCGUAUGAUGACUAUCGCGUACAAGGAGAAGAUGAAGCUCCCUGCCAACGUCGUAGACCAGCUCAUUCAGGGCGUCAAUUCGGACAUCCGUCAAGUACUCAACAUGCUUUCGACGUGGAAACUCAGCAGCAAUACGAUGGAUUUCGACGAGUCGAAGGCACUUGCGAAGAUGAACGAGAAAUACGCCGUCAUGUCGCCGUUCAACAUCAUCCACGAGAUCUUAGGGCCUCAGCUGUGGGCAACUAAUAGCCGCAAGACGCUCAACGACAAGAUGGAACUAUACUUUCAGGACUAUUCGUUCGUUCCGCUCUUCAUGCAGGAAAACUAUCUCAAGACUUCGCCGCAACGAACGCGCGGUCUGGAUGGCCCUGAGAAAGCGAUGGAGGACCUGAAGCUCAUGGAUCAAGCAGCAUCGUCCAUCUCAGACGGCGAUCUCGUCGACUCUCUCAUCCAUGGGUCCGAACAACACUGGACUCUCAUGCCAACCCAUGCUGCGCUUUCCACUGUCCGGCCAGCGUCAUUCAUCCAUGGACCUGGCGGCGGAUGGGGAAGUGAAACCCCAAUGUCGUUCCCCCAAUGGCUAGGACAGAACUCUAAGACCAACAAACUUAGCAGGGCUCUCAGCGACGUUCAGAUACAUAUGCGCCUCAAAGUUUCCGGCGACAAGAACGAGAUCAGGCAGUCUUACAUUCCUGCGCUCUUCCCCCAUAUUGUGCGACCGCUCAUAGACGAAGGCUCCAGCGCCGUCGACGAGGUCAUUGAAGCUAUGGAUGAGUACUUUCUCUCGCGUGAAGAUUGGGAUACCGUCGUUGAACUCGGCCUGGGUGACUUCCGCGAUGACGUUGUGCUGAAAAAGAUUCCCACGGCAACUAAGACUGCGUUCACAAAGAAGUAUAACGCGCGUGAGCACCCCAUCCCCUUCCAUCGGGCCCAAGACCUCGGCAAAGCGCCCAAAAAGAUUGCGGAUGCUGGACCUGCCCCAGACCUCGAGGAAGCUUACGACGUCGACGAGGAGGUCCCGGAUGACGAUGAAGACAAGAAGGAUGCCGAUCCGGAUGACGUUGCAUUUGAUAGUCUCGUAAAAGACAAGUCAAAGAAGAAGGCAGAGGCCGCCGCAAAAGCCGCCACCAAGGAAAAGAAGGCUGGAACAUCGACCAAAAAUAAGAAAAAGUAG